Molecule: messenger RNA, 2143 nt
Organism: Epinephelus moara (kelp grouper)
Lineage: Eukaryota; Metazoa; Chordata; Actinopteri; Perciformes; Serranidae
Gene: cbx1b
Product: chromobox homolog 1b (HP1 beta homolog Drosophila)
Exons: 7
Coding region: 358-999 (213 amino acids)
Biological process (GO): chromatin organization; negative regulation of transcription by RNA polymerase II
Cellular component (GO): pericentric heterochromatin; nucleus
Molecular function (GO): chromatin binding
Source: RefSeq, a predicted model, not a curated record
ACUGGAGUGCACUUUGUUCUUCUUCUCUGCUUCCAGACAAAGGGGCGGAAACGAUACAGUUGAGUGUAGUCAAGCUAGCGGCUCUGUGUUUACCUACAAAUCAAGGCAAACAGCGACGUUAUCGAUACACAAUCACGACGCAAAGACCACCGUGUUGUUUUAUAUCACUUCGGGUGGAAGUUUAGAAAAAAUAUAUUAAAUUGUAAGUCACCGGUGAUGUUUUGAAAGCAGAGCAACAGAAGAAAUGCAGAAUGCAUGCAGAAAUGCAGCAUCAACACACAUUUAUGAAAUAUGCAGACAUGCACAGCAGCAGUAGGCGAUAAGACUCAAUGGAGAUCUUGAUAAAAAUGUGAGAAGAUGCAGCUACAUGAACCUGCUGGUCCCCAGGUCUACCUGAUGAGUAUGAGCCUGACUACAGAGCCCCCUAACGAUGUUCCCGCUGUUACAGAAGAGAGCAAAAUGACCACAGCCGAGAAGAAGGACAAGAAGCCAGAUGAAGUGGCAGAGGAAGAGGAGGAGGAGGAGGAAUAUGUGGUGGAAAAGGUCCUGAAUCGGCGAGUGGUGAAAGGAAGAGUAGAGUAUCUUCUCAAGUGGAAAGGCUUCUCUGAGGAAGAUAACACAUGGGAGCCAGAAGACAAUCUGGACUGUCCAGAUUUGAUUGCAGAAUUCCUGCAGUCCCAGAAAUCAGCACACGACGGAAAGAGGAAGGCAGCCGGGGACGCAGAUGGAGACGAGAGUCGAACGAAGAAGAAAAAAGACGAUACAGAGAAGCUAAGGGGCUUUGCUCGAGGACUGGAUCCAGAAAGGAUUAUUGGUGCCACAGAUUCCACAGGAGAGCUCAUGUUCCUCAUGAAAUGGAAAAACUCUGAUGAAGCUGACCUGGUGCCGGCGAAGGAGGCCAACGUCAAGUGUCCGCAGGUGGUCAUCUCGUUCUAUGAAGAGAGACUCACUUGGCACUCGUAUCCCACCGAAGACGAGAAAAAGGAUGACAAAAACUAACACAAGGGGCAGGGGAGAGAAAGAAACUGUAGUUUUGAACUUCAUUGUACUUUUGAUGGGAUUUGGGGGGUUGAGGGGGGGGGGGGGGGCAAGCAAGACAUCAUCGGACUCAUUUGUCUUAUGGUGCAGUAUCACUCAUUUGAUUAUACUUUUAUCUGGAUAUAAUCUACCUGUAAAUAUGCUUCAGAUUUGCUUGACAGCUGAAAUGUUAAACAGUGUUAAUUUACAGUAUCGACUUGAGUUUUGAGAAAGCCUGUCGGUCGUUUCAGUAUCCUUUUCACACGGCAUUGGGUCCAGUGCUCGUCAUCUUGCUAUGACAAUGUAUCAGUGAGGUGAUGUUUUUAUUUCAUUAGUGCGCCAUUUUUUUUUAUACUUGGUUCAUUAGUGCUUUCGACGGCAAAGCUGUGUCCAUUAGCUGUUUCCUUAGGACUUGUUUGAUGUACGGUUAUCAGCUUUUCAGUGAUUGAUCUGGCUAUUGGUAAUCUUUGUAGUGUUUUUCAUGACUAUGUCUUGCUUGUCAGUUUUGGACAAUAAACCACUUUUUGUUAACUCUGUUUCAACUGGGAUCACUUUUAACGUGACAGGAUUAUUACGCAGCAGGGCUGCAACUAACGAUUCGUUUUAGACUCAUCAUAUGGUCAAUAAAACAUACGGAGAUAGAGACAAAUGUGCAUUACAGUAGCCAAACUGAUGUUGUAAAAAACUGACAGAAAUAAGUGAGAAAACCAUUGCCUGUAUCUGUGCUGUGGGUGGGCGGGGCUUAAUGAGGUUGGGCGGGGCUUAAACAGGAUGGGUGGAGUUUAAAGCGAAAGUUGAAAUUUAAACCUGAAUUUGAUGUUGGGUUGAUCGAAACUUGCUAUAUUUAUGUUUUAUUAGAAAGCUAUUUACGGAACAUUCUCAGUAUUGAGCUUCAGAUCAUUUUUCAUUACAAGAGUACGAGACCAAACACAGCCGAAUACUAAAAGUAUUAAACAGAGUGCAGAGUCCGUCAUUUUUAACACACCUAAAGGCUUCAAGAUUAUCACCUGGAGCAUUUACUGACAUACUUCAUGUUGUAGGACAAAAGAAAGUCUCUCAUGCUUGUGUUAACCACAGACCUUAUUUCAGACAUCUAAGCAAAACCCUUUAUAAAGACCCACUGACU